This is a messenger RNA of Megalops cyprinoides (Indo-Pacific tarpon), 6671 nucleotides long. It is a transcript of the gene tanc1b, whose product is annotated as tetratricopeptide repeat, ankyrin repeat and coiled-coil containing 1b. Gene Ontology annotation, molecular function: protein binding. Lineage: Eukaryota; Metazoa; Chordata; Actinopteri; Elopiformes; Megalopidae. The coding region runs from base 112 to 5883 and encodes 1923 amino acids. The transcript is spliced from 28 exons. The record is from RefSeq and is a predicted model, not a curated record.
GUCUAUCCUGCUCAGUGGAUUCAUGUGGAGAUAAGCGGGAGGAAAAGUUUUCUUUCGGGCGUUUCAUGUCCUAAAUCAGGCGAGAGGGAGAGGAUUCCAGGAUCUGGUACCAUGUUCAAGGCGGUUUUGAAGAAGAACAGAGACGGGGGAAAGGGGAGCAAGAAGGAAGCAGAUGGGAGGCGGACAGACCCACAGAGAGACGUGCUGACCCUCGCGGCCGAUCCAGGACUACAGAGGGCCAGGCUUGGUGGCGAGUUCUACACCCACAGCUCACAACGCAGGUGCCCCGCGGGAGGGGGCCCCAAUCUGCCAGACCCGGGCACCACCCACCCCUACGCCCCGGAGGACAUAUUCCGGCUGAGCCUGGCGAAGGGGGUGUCCAUGUCCCUGCCCUCCUCGCCCCUGCUGCCCCGCCAAUCCUACAUGAUGCCCUCACGCUCCUGCAAGAGGUCCCCAGGUCCAGUCAGGAAGCCAAAGUAUGUGGAGAGUCCUCGCGUUCCCGGAGACGGCAUUGUCUCAGCGCUGAGGAAAGCGGCCGAGAACAAGGACUCUUCCCAGAAUGAGCUGCGAGCCGAGAAAGAGCCAUGCUCCUCCCCCGCCACUCAGGAGCUGAUGACAAGGCUGGGUUUCUUACUCGGAGAAGGGAUCCCGGGAUCAGCGCGCAUACCUAUGGAAGACAAGAAUGAAAAGAAGUGUACUGUAGCCAGUCAGGGAAUCAGCCCCUGCUCCACUCUGACCAGCAGCACCGCCUCCCCCAGCACAGACAGCCCCUGCUCCACCCUCAACAGCUGCACGAGCCGGCCCCCUCCGAGCCGCUCCAGCCCCUGCGGGACCAUUGCCAGUCCCAGCUCCACCCUCGAGAGCAAGGACAGUGGGAUCAUAGCGACCAUCACUAGCUCCUCUGAGAAUGACGACCGCAGUGGCUCCAGCCUGGAGUGGAGUAAAGAUGGCAGCCUGAGGGACAGUGGGCACCAUGGGCUGGCGCACGGCUCGCGGGCAGACGCUUGCUCCCCUGUGGCCGAGGAAGACCCCCCCGCCGAGGCCCCGCCCAGGACGGACGCCGGGGCAGGAGCGGCAGCACCCUCCCCGGAGGGGCCCCUCCCCUACCCCUCACAGAGCUCCUCCAGCCUCAUGAUGCCACGCCCCAACUCCGUGGCAGCAACAAGUUCCACCAAGCUGGAAGAUCUGAGCUAUCUUGAUGAGCAGCGCAACACUCCCCUCCGAACGUCCAUCCGUCUGCCCUGGCACAGUACGGGGGGCCGGGCACCACAGGACCCCAAAGCUCGCUUCGCUCCCUACAAGCCUGUGGACAUCAUGCUCAAGCCGCUGCUGUUUGAGGUGCCCAGCAUCACCACGGACUCGGUCUUCGUGGGCCGCGAUUGGCUGUUCCAGCUGAUGGAGGACGUCCUGCAGCGGGGCGGCGAGUCCGGCGAGAGCCGCGGCGUGGUGGUGGCAGGCAACGUGGGCUUCGGCAAGACGGCCGUCAUCUCCCGCCUGGUGGCCCUCAGCUGCCACGGCGGCCGCAUGCGCCAGAUCGCGUCCAACAGCCCCGGAGGGUCCCCCAAAAGUGGGGAUGGGAGCACAGACCUGCCCCUCAGCCAACCCCCCCAGCCUGCCCCGCACCUCAGUGCCACCAACACCCUGCGCAACAGCAGCUGUCCCGGGACCCCCGAAAUCCAGAGACGCAGGGAAGAGGCGGUGAAACGCCUGGCUGCCAAGGUGGUGGCGUACCACUACUGCCAGGCGGACAACACCUACACCUGCCUGGUGCCGGAGUUUGUGCACAGUGUCGCCGCCCUGCUGUGCAGAGCCCACCAGCUCACCGCCUACAGGGAGCUGCUGCUGAAGGAGCCGCACCUACAGAGCAUGCUCAGUCUGCGCUCCUGCGUGCAGGACCCGAUGGCGGCCUUCAGGAGAGGCGUGCUCGAGCCUCUGGUCAACCUCCACAAAGAGAGGAAGAUCCCCGAGGAUGACCUCAUCAUCCUGAUUGACGGGCUGAACGAGGCGGAGUUCCACAAGCCGGACUACGGGGACACCAUCGCCUCCUUCAUCACCAAAAUCAUCUGCAAGUUUCCCGUCUGGCUGAAGCUCAUAGUCACUGUGCGAGUCAAUCUGCUGGAGAUCACCAGCCUGCUGCCCCUCUCCAAGAUCUCACUGGACGACUUCCCCGGCAACAAGGACAUCAGCAACGACCUGAACGCCUAUAUCCAGUACCGUAUCAACGGCAGCCAGGAGAUCAUGAACAACAUCUCGCUGAACGGCAAGGCUGACCCGGUCAUCGUCAGCAAGGUCAGCAGCCACCUGAUCUCCCGCAGCCAGGGCUCUUACCUGUACCUGAAGCUGACCCUGGACCUGUUCGAGAGGGGCCACCUGGUGAUCAAGAGCGCCAGCUACAAGGUGGUGCCCGUCUCGCUGGCCGAGCUCUACCUGCUGCAGUGUAACAUGAAGUUCAUCACCAACUCGGCCUUCGAGCGCUCGUUGCCCAUCCUCAACGUGGCGCUGGCGUCCCUGCACCCCAUGACGGACGAGCAGCUGUACCAGGCGGUGAACGCGGGCUCCGUCCGGGGCGAGCUGGAGUGGGAGGACUUCCAGCAGCGCAUGGAGGGUCUGUCCUGCUUCCUGAUUAAGCGCAGGGACAAGACCCGCAUGUUUUGCCACCCCUCCUUCCGGGAGUGGUUGGUGUGGAGGGCCGACGGGGAGAGCACCGACUUCCUCUGCGAUCCCAGGAGUGGCCACGCCCUCAUGGCCUUCAUGCUGUCCCGGCAGGAGGGGAAACUGAACCGGCAGCAGACCAUGGAGCUGGGCCACCACAUCCUCAAAGCACACAUCUUCAAGGGGCAGAGUAAGAAGACAGGUGUGUCAUCCAGCGUGCUGCAGGCCCUGUGGAUUAGCUGCAGCACCGAUGGGCUGUCGGCGGCCCUGGCAUCUCUGCGGAACCUCUACACACCCAACGUCAAGGUGAGCCGUCUGCUGAUGCUGGGCGGGGCCAACGUGAACUACCGCACGGAGGUGCUGAAUAACGCGCCGGUGCUGUGUGUGCAGUGCCACCUGGGCCACCAGGAGAUGGCCAGCCUGCUGCUGGAGUUCGGGGCGGCCGUGGACGGGGUGUCCGAGAACGGGAUGACCCCGCUGUGCUUCGCCGCCGCCGCCGGGCACCUCGGCCUGGUCAGCCUGCUCUGCAAGAAAGGGGCCAAGGUUGACCAUGUGGAUAAGAGUGGUCAGUGCGCGCUGGUCCACGCCGCUCUGAGAGGAUACCCCGAUGUCAUCCACUUCCUGUUAGAGCUGGAGUGGUCCCCUGAGGGUCAGCAGCAGGACUGCAGCCUGAAGAACAAGGCUCUACAGCAGGCCCUGGUGGGGGCCUCCAGCAUGGGACACACGCAGGUGGUGAGGAGCUUGCUGGCGUUGAAUAAUGAGUACUCGGUGCAACUGGACGGCCAUGACACCCUGUGGGGUGAGACAGCUCUGACGGCGGCGGCGGGUCGAGGGAAGAUGGAGGUGUGUGACUUCCUUCUCCAGCAGGGGGCGGUAGUGCAGCAGGCCAAUCGCAGGGGAGUGUCGCCCCUCUUCUGUGCUGUGCGGCAGGGCCACUGGCAGAUUGCGGACCUGCUGCUGCAGCACGGUGCAGACGUGAACAUCAGUGACAAGCAGGGACGAACACUACUGAUGGUAGCGGCCUGCGAGGGCCACCUGAGCACUGCAGAAUUCCUGCUGUCAAAGGGUGCUUCUUUAACUUCGAUGGAUAAGGAGGGUUUGACGCCUCUCAGCUGGGCGUGCUUGAAAGGACACAAGAAUGUUGUGCAGUUUUUGGUGGAGAAAGGUGCGGUCAUAGACCACACGGACAAGAAUGGACGAACUCCGCUGGACCUGGCCGCCUUCUAUGGGGACGCGGAAAUUGUCCAUUACUUGGUGGAGAGAGGUGCGGUGAUUGAGCAUGUGGAUUACAGUGGAAUGAGACCCCUGGACCGGGCGAUAGGGUGUCGGAACACGUCGGUGGUGGUGACUCUGCUGAAGAAGGGGGCGAAACUGGGCUACAGAACGUCUCCUUAUGAUCGAUCAGGGAAUGCCGCCUGGGCGAUGGCAACGUCAAAGCCAGACAUCCUCAUUAUCCUCCUGCAGAAGCUGAUGGAGGAGGGUAACCUGCUCUAUAAGAAAGGGAAGAUGAAGGAGGCAGCACAGAGGUACCAGUAUGCUCUGAGGAAGUUCCCUCGGGAGGGAUUCGGGGAUGACCUGAAGGCCUUCAAAGAGCUGAGAGUUUCGCUGUACCUCAACCUCUCCCGCUGUCGUAGGAAAACCAAUGACUUUGGAAUGGCUGAGGAAUUUGCAACAAAGGCACUUGAGCUGAAACCAAAAUCAUACGAAGCCUACUACGCCAGAGCCAGGGCAAAAAGGAGCAGCAGGCAGUUCGCUGCGGCGCUGGCAGACCUGCAUGAGGCAGCCAAGCUCUGCCCCAACAAUCGCGAGAUCCGCCGCCUGCUGGUGCGAGUGGAGGACGAGUGCAGCCAGCUGCAGAGGGCCCAGCAGAAACAGCAGGGGGCGCCGAGCCAGACGCCGCCGGGGCACGAGUCCGACCGCGAGGAGGAGGAGGAGGGGAGCCCUGGCGACGCUCAGAGCACGCAGGAGCUGAAGGACGCGGACGAGGAGCAGCCCUCUCAGCACGACAAGAGGCCCGAGGCAUGGCCGCGGGACGUCUACUCGCUCAAUCGGACUCUCCCGGAUUCGCUGAGCCUCUCGCAGCAGAACCCGCGGCCCGGGUCGCCUCCCCCCGGCAGGCAGAGCCUCAAGUACCUCCGGGAGCCGCUGGCACAGCAGGGCCUGGUCAUCCAGCCCUCCAAGCAGGCCCAGAUUGUCAAAACCAACCAGCACAUGAACUCGCUGCAGUCUGGGGGCAGGUCCGGGGGCAAGUCCCAGUCCCACUACGCCCCCUCCAGCCCGCUGCCCAGUCGGCACAUCUCCAGCGUGCUGACAGCUGGGCCGGGCAUUGACAUCAGCCCGCUGCCGCCGGGGGCCGCUGACACGGGGGCCAGCUUUGAGGAGCUCCUGGCCGCCACCUCCGCCGCGCAGGGCUCGGCCCGCCACUGCGACUCCGAGGCCCAGCCCCCCUUCCACCCCGCCCAGCCCUACCCCUCCAACACCGCUAAGAGUGCAGAGAGGCUCUCGGCUCACUCAGCGUCCUCCGUGGACACGCUGAUGGCAGGAGGGGGCCCGGGGGUGGGUCAGGAGGCGAGGAAGGAGCCGGCGUCGGGCUCCCAGGCGGGAAGCAUGAAGGUGUCCAGCUCCACCAGCAGCCUGGCGUCCAGCAGCAGCCUCUCGGACAGCGGGAAGCUGCAGGGCCCGGACGUGCGCACCAAGACCGCGGACAAGCCCAAGCCGGGCCCGGGCGGGACGGCCGAGUACAAGCCCCGCCCCUUCAUGGGCAUCAUGGACAAGACGGUGCGCUUCCAGCAGCAGCAGCAGCUGCAGCAGCACCAGGGCCACCAGGGCCACCAGGGCCACCAGGGCCACCAGCCCGCUGGCCGCGGCUGGCAGGGACACCCCGCCGAGGGUCUGCUCGGCCACGCCGCGCACGCUGCGCCCGCCGGCGGCAGCCUGCAGGGGGCGAACUGCGAGCUGCCUUAUGCCAAAUCAGGGAGCGUGUACCACGAGCAGCUCAAAGCUCCGUCUCAGGGCGCCACAGGGAGCCUCCACAAUGGAAUGCAUGCCAAGGAAUUCGCCGAGAAGUUCUGCCAGGUCGCCACCUGCUACAAGGAGUCCAAGCCAGCUGUGGCCCUGCCGCACUCCUUCUCGGACAGCAAGCCCAAGCAGUCCAGCCUGGCCCGAGACAAUCCCCCCAUUCACGUCACGUCAAUGAAACCAAAGCGAUCCUUUAUAGAGUCCAAUGUGUAAUGACAACCCAUCCCCCUCCCUACAGGAUGUUUGAACUUUUUUUUUGUUUUUUGUUUUUUUUUUUUAAAGUGGAGGAAACCUGUUUUCAAAAGAAAACCAUCCUUGUCAAUUCAGGUUUUCAAGUCUUAACUUUUCAGGACUAUACAAAUUUUACAUUUAUUUGCAUCUUUCCUUUGAAUAUUGACCACAGGCAGUAUUUAGACUGGUACAGUUUUAUUCUUGCUAAGAAAUGCGUAGGGCCAUUGCGCUUCUGUUACAGGGCUGCAUGCUACGAUUCAGCAGAGCUGGACAUUGCACUCAGACACUCACACGGCAUGUGUAAGCAGACAAAACAGUGAUGGCACUUUAAUAAUUAAUAUAGGCCUUUUGGGUGCGCAUACGAAAUGUGAUACCGUACAUUAUUAGAUUAUUAAAAUGGAGUUACAUCAGAAAGAGGGUCGAGCUCUGCGUAUGUAAAAAUAAUGGUGCUGACGGAUGAAAAGACUAUUAAAAAAUUCAGUGGACGGUAGAGGACAAGUUGCAGAUCACUCUUAGAUAAGAUAAGAUAACACUUUAUUGAUCCCCAGGUGGGGAAAUUUGGGUGUUAACAGCAGCAGAAAGACAGGCGAAGAAGUAUAGAUAAAAAUACAAUAAGUAUACUAUAAUGUAUAAUAUAGCAGUACCUCUUGUGUUUUGAGGAUACUGCAAAUUACGACUUUUUGUAUAUAUGUAUAUACAUAUUUCCUUCUUUGAAAUGAAUCUAUGUAAUUGUAUUCAACUUGUUCACAUUAUAGGUAUUUAGUUUUAUU